This is a messenger RNA of Stegodyphus dumicola, 1341 nucleotides long. Its product is annotated as bridge-like lipid transfer protein family member 3B. The record is from RefSeq and is a predicted model, not a curated record. NCBI's taxonomy places the organism in Eukaryota, Metazoa, Arthropoda, Arachnida, Araneae, Eresidae.
AGAUGAAGUUAUUGUUGAAAUGGAAACUUGUGAAGAUCUUAGACCUCCAACUCCCAUGACAAAUGAAGCCAGUUACAAGUCUGGAGGCAAAUAUGGAUUUUCUGACCGUGUUAUUGAUGGUAUGACCGUGGUGGUGAACUCUGUUGUCAUAAAUUUUAUUUCCCCUGCUUCUCAAGCUUCAUUCCAGCUAUCACGUGUUGUUUUGGAAAGCUACUGUCCAUUGUUUAAGAAGAAAGAUCUUCGAUUGUCCAGAAUCAAGGAUGCAGAUAGAAGUGAAGUUUUGCUCUUUAAACGAUUGGAGUGGCAAGUUUUGCGUAUUGAAGCUAAGUCACGUAGUAAUGAUGCAAAUGGACUAUGUGGUGAUGUACCUCUCUCUCCAUUGCGUCUUAUUACAAAUCAAGGUUGUUGUAAAAUGACAAUUAAAAAGAAAUUAACAGAUUGUAGUGUGAUUGGUUCUAGACUUAUAUUUGUAUUGGAUGAUUUGCUUUGGGUUCUCACCGAUGCUCAGCUUGUUGCUGCUCUGCAUUUUUUACAGUCUUUAAGUGGUUUGGUUCAAAAAGCUACUGAGGUUACUCAAAAACUGAAAGCUAAACAAAAAUUAGAGGUAAUAAUAGAAUGAAAGAAAACCUGUAUGUAUUGGGGAAGUAGUCACUUUUUGUCAAUGUAACUCGACUUAAUUAUACAUGGUUUAAUUUAUAGGGUUUUACUUGAUCUGGUAAUGUUAAUUUGUCCCAAAACCCUAAUAGCAGCAAAACAAAUUAUUACUGCAUGUGAAGUAAAUACAAACUGAUGAGAAGGUUUAAAUAACCUUUUUAUUUAAGCAGGAUUUAGAAUAUAAAUGUACUCUAUUGUGCAACAAUAUCAGCCACAGCUCGUGGUAAUGCAACUAAAUACAGUAGAUAAAUUUUAGUCAAACGUGGAAUAAUAAUUAAAAACUACACAAUUAAGCAUUACAGUAAGCAGCUGUCUCAGAAACUCAGUGUCAUAAUGAAAGUGUUGGCAGUGAUAGAACGCAAAGCCAAAUAAUUGCAGCUAUCAGCACUGGAAGAAAACUAACAUGUAGUGGGCAUUUCAAGCCAAAAACAUGCUCUGUCUUAAAAUCCAAAAGCUUCAGUUUAAAUACUUGCUGUCCACCUCAUUUGCAUUUUGGUGAGGAAUACUCCUUUCUGUAAUUUUGAGCCUGUUGCAAUUUUUUUCCAUAAGAUUUGCGUGAAUAUGCCCAGACUGGGCAGGCAUAGCAUAGUAUGGGAUGCAAUACAGUUUUAUAAAUAAGCAACUUGUCUAUUGAAAGUACACUGUUUCGAGAAAUUAAGGGGUGAAGUGUGACUUUAGUAACUCGAA